Messenger RNA from Diabrotica virgifera virgifera (western corn rootworm), 1586 nucleotides. RefSeq lists its product as uncharacterized. The record is from RefSeq and is a predicted model, not a curated record. The transcript is spliced from 6 exons. Gene Ontology annotation, molecular function: protein binding. The coding region runs from base 87 to 1433 and encodes 448 amino acids. Lineage: Eukaryota; Metazoa; Arthropoda; Insecta; Coleoptera; Chrysomelidae.
UUAGCCGUUAGAAACAGAAAGCUGAAAUUUGAGUGAAUUUUAUAAUAAACAAAAAAAUUAAAGCUAAUACGAGAAACAACAUAAAUAUGAAAAAUGCUAAAAGUUGUGUAAUUUUUACAUCAAGUGAAAAUAAAGGAUAUGGCGAUCAAAUGUAUCGAUUCUACUUAAACCAAAAGUUGGUAGAUACGUGUAUAAAUUUAUCUGAGGGUAAAAAUAUUAAAGUGCACAGUUAUAUAGUCGCUGCAGAAAGUACAGUAUUUGCAGAACUGUUAAAAACUGGACAGAAAUGCUUAAACAUGCCAGAAUUUACUCGAAGAGUAAUGAAGUAUGUGAUAGAAUAUAUUUAUCUAGGCCGUGUGUCAGUUCCUAAAAAAUUGGAAAAGAAAAUAUCUUCAGCCAUCAAACAUUUUAAAUUGAGUGUUCCACGUGUCACAGAGGAAACAGCUCCUUUUAGCGUAGAGGAAGAAGUUCCACCUGGCAUUGAAGAAGAAGCUCCACCUGACCAUUCUAGACAGACUAUAAAAGUGCCUCCGCCUCAAACAACGGCAACACCUGCACCGCCGUCACAAGUCGCACCAGCUAUCACAACAGCAGCAGCCGCUAACUUAACACUAAUUGUCACCGUACCACCACUCACUACCACAACGACAAAUACGAUAGCUCCAACAAUCGGGACAUCCCAGAACAAUAUUCCGGGCAGCAGCAGUAAGCAACGAGUUAUGGACAGUUUUAAGCAUUCCAGAAUAGGAACGAAAAAGAAAAAGAACGACAAACCACAUCAUAACGUCAAAAACACUAAGCCUUGCUCGAGCUUGGCCAAAGGGAAAUCACCACAGAACAAUAUCCCAGGCGGCAGCAGUAAACAAACUAAAGAAAAGGCCGAUAGAGAGAAACAAAGGCUGGAGAACUUGGAAAUAAAGCAACAGCCCUUAGCAUGCCAAAGGGUAGAAGAACUGAGGUCGUCGCCUGGCGAGGGAAGUACUUCUCUAGGUUCCUCCAGGCAACAGAGGAAAGCUGUAGCAGAGCAACAACAGCCCAUAGCAAGCCGGAGGGAAGAAGAACUGAGGCCGUCGCCAAGUAAGAGAAGUACGUCUCCAGGUUCCUCUAAGCUACCAGCGGUGAACAAAAGGCGAAGGGAGCGAGAAGCAGAUGAAGAAGUAUCAAGUUGCAGUAACGCUAAAUCUACGAAACUACGAAAUCCGUUCGCCAAAAGAACGGUCACAGAAACUCCGUCCACAUCUUGGCGGAUAUCAGAAGGCCGUAUUAGUAGUAGAUUUUGCGUUUAUUGCGGCGAAAAAAAAUUUGACAUUGGAAACCAUAUCAAAAUUUAUCACAAAUCUAUUAGGACUAAAAAUUUCAAGUGUAAAGUAUGUGGUGAAAGAUUUUAUUUAAAGGAAAUCGCAGAGAACCAUCCUAGCGUGUGUCAUAGAUAAAUAUUUACAGUCCGUACAAUAUAAAUACCGUUGCACGUCAUCCGCGAAUUAUGAAUGUUCUUGGGAAAACACUUUUAAAAACUGAACUUCACAAUUUAUUUCGACAAACAAAGAUUUUAGUUGCAACUCAAUUAUUUAAAAUCAGACUGAAAA